This is a messenger RNA of Rhipicephalus sanguineus (brown dog tick), 786 nucleotides long. RefSeq lists its product as uncharacterized. Bases 210 to 647 code for a protein of 145 amino acids. NCBI's taxonomy places the organism in Eukaryota, Metazoa, Arthropoda, Arachnida, Ixodida, Ixodidae. Gene Ontology annotation, molecular function: serine-type endopeptidase inhibitor activity. The record is from RefSeq and is a predicted model, not a curated record. The transcript is spliced from 5 exons.
UAAAAUUGCUACUGAGUGAACCACGCUCAUGCUUUGAAGUAUUUCGUCAGGGCAGUUCCAAUGUGCUUAGUGUACACAAUCAAAACGUGCUUUCUUGUGAAGGACCUCUGUCACUGCAGCUCAGCGUGCCAAACUGCGCGUGAAGAAAGGUGACCGAACCGCUCUGCACUGAAUUGGGCAGACUAGACUACAGCAGAACGGAACUCAAAAUGUUCGGAUUCAUACUGGUUGUCAGUGCCUCUGUUUUAAGUCAUGCCGGUGCCCUCGAAAGAAGUGAUGAUUGUGACAUGCGACCUACCGUAGAAGGAUGCAGCAUUAUACGAAGGAAGUGGAGCUUCGUACCCGAAGCGGGGAAGUGCGAACUCAACUUUGUCUGUUCUCAGCACCCCAAUUCAUUCCAAACUAAGCAGGAGUGCGAAGAUGCUUGUCCGCCAGAUACAGGUCACAAACCUCGGCCAAGAGAUGACUGCUUUUAUUGGCUUCAAAAUUUGAACGAGUGCCGAUUCAAACGCGAAACGUUCUAUCCAGACCCAUAUGGACGGAGGCAGCGUGUUUUGCUGUUUAGAUUCUGUGGCAAAUCAAGCUUGAAGUUGUAUGCUUACUACUUCUACACUGGCGACUGCAGAGAAAUCGUGUUGCGAAGCUGAUGAUCCCGCAAAACAAGAAUCCACUGGUGACUCGGCUUUUUCACAUUUCUAAAGGCUUUUCAUCACCUCAAGUUUUCAUCUAAUGGAAGAAAAUAAAAAAAGCAACUCUUUAAAGCACUUCUUCAUGACAUUACAGUAA